Molecule: messenger RNA, 633 nt
Organism: Cladophialophora carrionii CBS 160.54
Lineage: Eukaryota; Fungi; Ascomycota; Eurotiomycetes; Chaetothyriales; Herpotrichiellaceae
Exons: 3
Coding region: 1-633 (210 amino acids)
Biological process (GO): tail-anchored membrane protein insertion into ER membrane
Cellular component (GO): GET complex
Source: RefSeq, a predicted model, not a curated record
AUGCCUUCUCUCCUCAUCACCGUCUUCGUGAUCCAACUCGUCUGCCACCUCGUGCUCACCAUCGGUUCAAAACCCAUCAAUGACCUGUUAUGGCAGAUCUACACGUGCCUCCCGCUCCAGUCGUCCAGGGACAUGCAGCAACAAAUCCGCCUGCGCAGGGAAGUCGUGCGGCUCAAGCGGGAGAUGAACGCCGUGAGCGCGCAGGAUGAAUUCUCAAAAUGGGCCAAGUUGCGAAGACAGCACGACAAGGCUUUGGAGGAGCAUGAUAAGAAAGCCGCCGCCGUAUCCUCCGCCCGCGCCUCCUUCGACACCAAAGCCACGGCGAUACGAUGGACCUGUACAAGCGGCUUACGCUUCGGGCUGCAAUUCUGGCACGCGAAGACACCAGUGUUCACGUACCCGCGCGGCUGGUUCCCGUGGUACGUGGAGUGGUUGUUGGGCUUUCCUAGGUGUCCGUACGGGGGGGUGAGCAUCAACGUGUGGAGCACGGCUUGUGCGACGGUGAUUGCGCUGGUGGGCGACGUCGUGGUCUAUCUUGUGCAGUAUGUGCUGCAGUCAAAUACAGGCGGACAAAAGGCGAAAACGAAGCAGAAAGGGCCAGGGCCCAUGCCUAUACCGAUGCCGGUGGAUUAA